Molecule: messenger RNA, 345 nt
Organism: Aspergillus calidoustus
Lineage: Eukaryota; Fungi; Ascomycota; Eurotiomycetes; Eurotiales; Aspergillaceae
Source: the annotation of a GenBank genome assembly
AUGUCUAAAAUGUGGCUUAAGAUGCUGGGCGUGGGCAUCGUCAUCUGCGUUGGCGGUCCAGCGCUCGUCCAGAGCAUCCGACCCUCCGACGAGGAGCUCUUCAAGAGAUACAACCCGGAUCUGCAGAAGCGCAGUCUGGAAGAGGGGGACCGUCGCGAGAAGGAAUUCGAUGAAUACGUCACAAAGUUGAAGGAGUGGUCCAAGUCGGAUAAGUCGAUUUGGUUCGCGGCGCAGGAGAUGGAAGAGGCGAAGCGCGUUCAGCAGCAGGCACAACGAGACCAAGCGAAGGAGGAAGCGAGGUUACAGCGCGAACAGAUGAGGAAGGAAAUGUUGGGUGAGAAAUAG